This is a messenger RNA of Penicillium subrubescens, 5411 nucleotides long. RefSeq lists its product as uncharacterized. The record is from RefSeq and is a predicted model, not a curated record. Gene Ontology annotation, biological process: protein O-linked glycosylation. The coding region runs from base 1 to 4941 and encodes 1646 amino acids. The transcript has 3 exons. Gene Ontology annotation, molecular function: glycosyltransferase activity; protein binding. Lineage: Eukaryota; Fungi; Ascomycota; Eurotiomycetes; Eurotiales; Aspergillaceae.
AUGUUUCCGACCGUCGCGCCUUUUCCUUCGGUGCAUCCUCAUCACCAUAUGCACCCCUAUCCCCCUCACGAUGCUGUAAAUCAAUCUCCCUACGAAGUGAAUGACUCCGCUUUCCCCGCAACGAAUGACCCCUCCAAAUCCUUCUAUAAUCCAAUCUUGCGAUCACGCAUCCAGCUGCCGCAACCUGUCCAACGACUCGAUGUCCCCGAUGCGACGGCCUCUGGGCCCAACGGUCAUGCUACGGCUGAGCAUGCGCUGAGAAGAAAGACUCCGAACGGCACUCUAGCUGCUGGCUACGAUGGAACACUCGGCGAUACUACAAUCCAGCCUGCUACAAAACACAUCUUGGUCUCGCCGAUGGACUCGAACCAAUUUCUGUCCCUUCAGGCAGGACUGCUAGGAGACGUUUGGCAACAGCCUGGCUCCGAUCUGUCAGGGCCCAAGCCCAUGAACUUCCCGCCCGUGUUCAAGAACGAUGUAAUCAACCCUGUGGCCUCUGGAGAGUUUGUUCAGGAUGCCAACGGUACUAGCUGGGUGCGUCCCGUCAACUAUCCGCCAGGCAUCGACUCGGUCUUGAAUCAAAGUUUGCCCUUGCAAGGACCUCAACGAUUCGUCAUGCAUAACGGUGCCUACAUCCCGACUGUUCUGCCAGCUACUCUUCAGCAAUGUGUUGGACCAACUGCCUCGGCCGGCACUGGCCCGUAUGGUCCAUACUGGCCGGACGGCGUAUAUAUUCCAUAUCGCCCUGCAGCCAUUCGUGAUUCGCGUUUCGGUUAUCCUCACCCGACUGGUUUCUUUGAUCCGAACCAGCCGGCUUUCAUCCAAUCUCAAAUACCUUUGGGCAGCCGUCCAGAUACAUCCUUUGCCUGGGGCCAAUCUGCGCCCGGCUUGCCCACGCAGGACCCUCUCAUGAAACCCAUCUUCCCUCCACGACAUUCAGAUCAAUUACCAUAUCAUGCUCGAGUCAGUCGAUCCAUCUCGGGACUUCCAUCGAAUCUAUCUACCAACAAUUCCAUGAAUUGGAAUGGCCGUCCUUCGGCAGGACCCGGUUUCCAGGGCCCAGGCCAAGCAGUGACUGGGAACAUUGAGUUCAAGGAAAAGAUACUCUCCUGGGCCCAUGGUGUCUAUGUCGAUCUCCUCGCCACAAUUCAUCAGGCUCGCCGAAACAGUAUCUCUAACAGCGGUGCUGGUGGCCACAGCCAACGUUUUUUGAAACCGAGCAUCUACCCAAAACCUCCCCGCCAGCCAGGCCUCGACUUCUCUCAGAAUCCCUCCAAUAUCCCCCGUCAUAAUAGCUACCCAUCCAGCCAAUAUGAUUUACGACGGCAAAAACUCGACCUGUUAGCUAAUCCCAGGAUAAAUGAUUCCCACUCCACCCCACUCCCACAAAACAGCACACACGGUAGACGUCCAUCAUUGAGCCAAUUCUCUCAACACCACCACAGGGGCUCAGACUCGCAGAUAAGAGAUGCUGGUCGAUUCUCAGUAUCUGCAACUGGAUCUCGGUUCUCGGGCUCUCCAUUCAAUGAAGGGUCUCCCGUCAACAACGCGGCAUCUGCUCUGGAAAUGCUAUCUCAUCUUUGCAUGGAAAGCAAUUGGGAAUGGAUUGAUGGGAUGCUUCUUGGUGGCUGCUUGGCUUACGGAUUGGGUGAUUACCACAAGGCUAUGCGAUGGUAUUCGAGGAUUAUUGCUCGUGAUUCGACUCACGUGGAAGCUAUCUCCAAUCUUGCCGCAACGCUGUUGGCGCUUGAUCGUCGAGAAGAGGCUCUGCAGAAUUGGCUGCGUGCCGUCAAACUACGACCGAGUUUCUUUGAGGCCGUCGAGCAUUUGAUUGGCCUGUUGUGCACCAGCCACCGCGGCAGGGAAGCUGUCAACAUCAUCGACUUCGUGCAGACAUCCCUCCGCCAUCCGAAGGAUGGGGAUUGCUUCAAGGCGGAUGAGCAUGCCAGCGAGCCGGAAAGCGAUGUCGAGAGCAACGUGUCCGAUAUUGCGAUGUAUGAUAAGGCAUCAUUCGACUACGAUGAUGAUAUGGGACAGGUCCAUGGCUUCAAUCUGGGUUCACCCGAUACUUCUACACCCGCUGGCUUUGCGACCAGUGGGUAUGCUAUACCUGGCUCAGACAAUGGGCGAAUGCUGGCUUUGAUACAUGCCAAGGGAAACAUGUUGUAUGCCCUCGGUGAUAAUGCAGGAGCUGCGUCUGCUUUCGAGGAUGCCGUUUUGAUUGCUGCUGGUAGAAGACGGCAUGGUAUCCAGAGCCUUAUCAAGCAAAUAUUUGCUGCCUUCUCGUCUCAAACAAGCAACGGAUACCACCAGCCCGAGCCAGAGUCUAACGAGAGCGUUCUGUUGUAUCCAGACAGAGCUCUUCAGACUUCGAAACUCGUCUUCCAGGGUGGUGGAACUCCGCCCGGGUUGAAAUACGUGGCUGAAGGUAUCUCCCGGAAUGCCGCUGUUUCUACUACCAGCAACUCCCUCCUUUCCUUGGCCAAAAUCUAUCAGGAUGGAAUGUCGACCGUUUCGUCUGGAGCGCCGAAGUCCACACCUGGCGUGCGGGAUAUCCUCGCUCUUUACUACCUUUCUCUCUCCUUGCAGCCGAGCCCAUCGACUGCUAACAAUGUUGGCAUCUUGCUGGCUGGUAUUCAAAACAAUCCACCGGCUCGGGGAUUGGUCCGUCCUAACGGCGAGAGCCAGCAUCCUCAUAUACCCGGCGUUGUGCCUGGCAGCGGUAUCUCUUUGGCAUUGGCAUAUUACAACUACGGACUGCAUCUCGACUCUCGCCAUGCUCACCUGUAUACAAACCUGGGCAGUCUACUCAAGGAUAUUGGUCAACUCCAGGCCGCGAUCAAGAUGUACGAGCAAGCCGUUCAAUGCGAUGGUAACUUUGAUAUCGCCCUGGCCAAUUUGGCCAACGCUGUUAAAGACGCUGGUCGUGUCAACGAUGCCAUCUCCUACUACAAGCGUGCAGUCAAGGUGAAUCCCGACUUCGCCGAGGCGGUAUGUGGACUAGCCAAUGCUUUGAAUUCGGUGUGCAAUUGGGUCGGUCGCGGAGGUAUUGUCAAUAGCCGUGGCUUCCGCGAUCGCUGGCACGUGGACGAGAAGGGUAUGCUUCGGGAUGCCCAAAGUAGCGACUCGGGAGUUGGCUGGGUCAAGAGAGUUGUCGACAUCGUUGACCGACAAUUGCGUGAAGGCGAAUACUGGGGCCGGGGACUUUUGACCCCGAACACGGCCGAGCAGCUCGUUGCUCAAUUAGCCAUUGCACUUGACUCUGGUCCAGUGGCCUCCAAUCGCCUGUUGUCCUUGGCCAAGGUUCUUCAGUCUUGGGCUGGCAAGAAAUGGGAGGGGUCACGAAUUGUCCGUCUGGUUGAGCGUGCUAUACGGUCAAUUACAUGGCAGUGGUAUCAGGAUCGCUAUGUUUAUGGCAAAGACUAUCCUGCUUCGAAGUACCGUCGACCCCAACUGCCAACAGCUCUCACGGCUCCGAAUGCCCCUACAGUUCUCCCCUUCCAUACCUUCACUUGCCCUCUGUCUGCCAAGCAGAUCCGGCAAAUCUCCCAACGCAAUGGCCUGCGCAUCUCAUGCUCAACACUGCGUUUGCCCUGGCUUCCUGCGACUGUUUACAGACCACCUGCACCCCCAAAGCCUUACCUUCGAGUUGGCUAUGUGUCCUCGGACUUUAACAACCAUCCUCUGGCUCACUUGAUGCAGUCCGUAUUUGGGCUGCACAAUCCCAACAAGGUGAAAGCGUACUGCUACGCGACGACUUCCAGCGAUAAAUCAAUCCACCGCCAACAGAUCGAGAAGGAGGCACCUGUCUUCCAUGACGCCAGCGGAUGGCCGGUCGACCGACUGGUCCAGCAGAUCGUUGACGAUGGGAUCCACAUCCUGAUCAACUUGAAUGGCUACACGCGCGGAGCGCGCAAUGAGGUCUUUGCCGCUCGGCCUGCACCUAUUCACAUGUCAUUCAUGGGGUUUGCAGGCACUCUCGGCGCAGAGUGGUGCGACUACAUCCUCGCUGAUCAGCUCUCCAUUCCCCCGGAAACCUUGAGCCCCGGACGACGCACUACGAGGAUUGAGGAUCGGAUGCUCGAGGAUGAUAACUGCGAGGACAUGGAGGAUUGGGUCUACGGCGAGAAGAUCGUUUUCACUCGCGAUACGUUUUUUUGCUGCGACCACCGACAGAGUGCACCAGACGCAGGGGAGCGACCGCUCUCUUGGGAUGAAGAGCAGAUGCGCCGCUGGAGGAUGCGUAAGGAACUAUUUCCGUCACUUAGAGAUGAUACUAUUAUUUUGGGCAACUUCAAUCAGCUGUACAAGAUUGAACCCACUACAUUUCGAACAUGGCUGCGUAUUUUGGCACGUAUUCCCAACUCUGUUCUCUGGCUACUGCGGUUCCCGGAAACGGGUGAACAGAAUCUUCGGGAAACUGCCAAGGCAUGGGCCGGUGAAGAAACGGCUUCCCGAAUCAUCUUCACCGACGUGGCGCCGAAGAACACGCAUAUUGCGCGGGCCAAGGUCUUGGAUCUUUUCCUUGAUACGCCCGAGUGCAAUGCACACACGACAGCAACCGACGUUCUUUGGAGUGGAACCCCGCUGCUCACGCUCCCGCGGUACAAGUACAAGAUGUGCUCGCGGAUGGCAAGCAGCAUCCUGAGCAGCGCGCUCCCAGGUGGCGAAGAGGGCCAACGGGCCCGCGGGGAACUCAUUGCGACUUCGGAUGACGAUUACGAGAACAAAGCCAUCCGACUGUGCAUGGAUCUGCAAUACAUGCCUGGUGGCGAGGGCCGCGCGCGCGGUCGAUUGGCCGACAUUCGACAGAUGCUGUUUAUGCAGCGAUACAAGAACAAGCUAUUUGACACGGCGCGCUGGGUGCGUGACCUGGAAGAUGCUUACGAGGCGGUAUGGGCGCAAUGGGUAAAUGGCGAAGAAGGCGAUAUCUGGUUAUGAUGUGCACAGCGAAUUAUACCCCUUGAGCGAUUUUUCUUCUUUUGGUUUGGAACUGGAUCUGGACAUGUCUGAGAUUUGUUUGCAUCUACCUGGGUACUUUCUGAUCUAUACUGGAUUUUGUGAUAUGAUCUUUCUUUACGUAACCUUUUCUUUUCUCCCAUUUGGGAUUUGCCUUCUACCAGAGAUGGCCGUGGUUUGCCCACAAUACUCCUCUACCCAAUCUUUGGAAUGACCUGCUACAAUUUCCUUCCUUGAUUCUUAUUUCCCAUCGACUUGCCUACUGGCAGUUCUGCUUCUUUUCUUCAAAUUGAGAUUCAUGUGUCUGUGCCUGAUUUGUACACUUGGAAGUCGGGACCUGGGAUAUGCGGUGACUCCCUAACUUCUAGCUGCUAUAUAGAAUGUCUUUGUUUUGGAUACAUUUACGAUAGGCUUCACUGAAGCCGGGGAAUGCAUUCAUUUCCAGAGAUGGG